ACGGUCCGAUAUAUAGGGGCCUGCCAGACUCACCUCAAGGCAAACCUUGCGACAGACCCCUGAAGCUUGCUUUCACCUGGGUACUGACCACGACUUCUGCAACCGUCACUGCUGUCACGAUGAAGACCCUGCUGGUGUUCGCAAGUGUCCUGGGGCUGGCUUUGGCUGUGCCAACUAGAGAAGACCGACAAACAGCUUGUGUAGACGCCUUCGAGAAUGUUCCCAACAUCUGCUUGAAGAACCCGUUCAGUCAAGUGUACUUUGCGCAUCCCUCGGACGUCACCAAGUUCCUGCAGUGCGAUGUGUAUGGCCGGAUGUACGUCAUCCAGUGUCCUGCUGGCGAAGUCUUCGUGGUAUCGAGCAACAGCUGCCAACCACAUUCAGUCUCAGAAGUCCCGUCUGCUACGACUAAGCCAGUAAUUCUUCCCAUCAUCGGAGAGCAGUCUUCAGGCGCUAACCCAUGUACAGUAAAGGGGCAAGAGUACUACCCUGUGGCUGGCGACCGGACCAAGUUCGUCAAAUGCGAUCUUGUUGGCAACCCAAGCAUCAUGAACUGUCCAACAGAUCUUGUCUGGGAACAAAAGGUCAUAACGUGUGUCUACCCGUAUGAGGCCUUCCUGCUCGACUCCAGCCAAGGCCACUCGGGUGAAGGAAGCUCUGGCAUCAUCACUGACCCCAACAUUAAUGGUGCCGGGGACAGCCCCUGCACACAGAAUGCCAUUAGUGCAGGUCACUUCUACUUCCCACAUCCCCAGCCUGAAAAAUUCAUUCAAUGCGACCUCUGGGGUAAAGCUUACGUCAUGUCCUGCCCCAAAGGUUACCUCUGGAACGCCAAGCUUGUCACCUGCUACGAUCCUUUCCCUUGAACUUUCUGAAAAGAUCCCGGUAGAACACAGUGAAAGUGACUGUAUUUUCAAAAGUAACCAGCAUGUCUCUUACCUUUCUUUCGGAUUUCUUGAUCCUCUGGUCAAACAGAUUGAUCAUUUAUUAAAACAGUAUGUUCAAGUAGCUAACUCCCUAGGUAACUGCAAUAUAUUGGAAUAUCCAACGAACGAGACCAUCCUAUUUUUAGUAUCUGUUAUAUCUUAUUCUUGUCCUCAUGUUGAGCAUACUUGAAAACUCAGACGAAGAAAGACGCAGAAUCUUUACAUUGUAUCUGAUUUGUUACAACGAUGUCCGUGUUAUUAAAGAAAAAGAAGCAUGA
This is a messenger RNA of Pomacea canaliculata, 1204 nucleotides long. RefSeq lists its product as uncharacterized. Lineage: Eukaryota; Metazoa; Mollusca; Gastropoda; Architaenioglossa; Ampullariidae. Gene Ontology annotation, molecular function: chitin binding. Bases 120 to 866 code for a protein of 248 amino acids. The record is from RefSeq and is a predicted model, not a curated record. The transcript is spliced from 5 exons. Gene Ontology annotation, cellular component: extracellular region.